UAUAUGCUUCCACUAGGUGAAAUUAUUCAUAAACAUGGCAUAAACUUUCACUGCUAUGCAGAUGACACACAGCUGUAUAUAUCAGCCAAACCAAAUGAUACUGACACAAUCAGUAAGAUAGAAGAUUGUGUAAACGACAUAAAAAACUGGAUGUCGAGUAAUUUUCUUUUACUUAAUUCAGAUAAAACAGAGGUUUUACUUGUUGGCUCUAAAGCUGCAAGAGACAAGUUGUCUAACCUGGUGCUAAACUUAAACACGUUCUCUGUUACUCCCAGCCCAGAUGUAAAAAACUUAGGUGUCACAAUAGAUUCAGAUCUCUCAUUUGAUACACACGUUAAUAAUAUUACUAGAGUUGCUUUCUAUCAUUUGCGUAACAUUUCUAAAAUAAGAAAUAUACUAUCUGUUAAUGACGCCGAAAAACUGAUCCAUGCGUUUAUAACUUCUCGGUUAGAUUAUUGUAAUGCUCUUCUAACUGGAUGCUCUGGUAGAUCCUUAAACAAACUCCAGUUAGUUCAAAAUGCAGCAGCUCGAGUGCUAACUAGAACUAAAAAAUUUGACCAUAUUACUCCUGUUCUAUCGUCUCUACACUGGCUGCCAGUUAAAUUUCGCAUUGAUUACAAAAUACUUUUACUAACUUAUAAAGCGCUACAUGGUCUGGCUCCACAGUAUCUGAGUGAACUUAUUAAUCACUACAGCCCAGCGCGUCCACUUCGUUCACAAGAUGCAGGGUUACUUAUAGUUCCUAAAAUUAAAAAGAUCACGGCUGGUGGAAGAGCAUUUUCUUACAAAGCUCCACAACUCUGGAAUAAUCUUCCUGCCUCUAUUCGGGAUUCGGACACAGUCUCAAUGUUUAAGUCUAGACUGAAAACAUAUUUAUUUUCUCAGGCUUUUGAUUAGUAUAGACAAAGGCGCAGAGCUUGGGGGUUCUUGGUCAUAGAAACUUGUGGUGAUCAGGGAUGUUGGGUUGCUGUCGUUCUGCCUCUCUUGUCCGAUCACUCAGGUUUGGUGACGGUGGGGAGAUGGGCGCUGAUGUCCUGUGAAAGCCUUCAUGACCUAGUUACCUGCUCGCUCUCCCUUUUAGUUAUGCUGUAAUAAUUAGGGCUGCCGGAGUCUAAAACUCUCUGUAAAACUGUUUGUCAACUAGCAUUGUGCAUUAUUAACUACAUUCUCUGUUGUUUUACCCCGAGGGCAUUCUGAUGGAAAUCUGUUUACCCGCCGAGCUUAAGGAUUGAAGUCGAGACUGCCGGGACAAC
Messenger RNA from Trichomycterus rosablanca, 1253 nucleotides. RefSeq lists its product as uncharacterized. Lineage: Eukaryota; Metazoa; Chordata; Actinopteri; Siluriformes; Trichomycteridae. The record is from RefSeq and is a predicted model, not a curated record. The annotation marks the transcript as partial. The transcript has a single exon.